AUGGUGAAGUUCUCGCGGGAGUACGAUGCCAGCAUCAUCCCCGAGUGGAAGCCCGCCUUCGUCGACUACAGGGGCCUCAAGAAGCUCAUCAAGAGGAUCAAGGUCGAACGGCGCGACGCCGACGACAGCAGCAGCGCAGGAGACUCCUCGCCGGAGACUGCCGCCCUCGCCGCCGGCGUCGAGAGCGCCGGCUAUGGCGCUGGCUUCUCCGUGCUCGACCCCGUCCGCGCCCUCGCCGCCCGGUUCGCGCCCAGGGUGCAGGCCUCCAUGGAUGACGAGGAGAGCGGGGAUUCCGGCGAGCUCGUGCGAUCCACGGACAAGCAUGAGCGGGAGUUUCUGGAGAAGGCGGACGAGGAGCUGGAGAAGGUGAGCACCUUCUACGCGGCGCAGGAGGCGGAGCUGCUCGGCCGCGGCGAGGCGCUCAUCGACCAGCUCCGCAUCCUCGCCGACGUCAAGCGCAUCCUGGCCGACCACGCCGCCACCCGCCGCGCCCGGGGCUCUGGCCGCGGCCGCUCGGUACCGGCGGUGGCGCCGCCCUCGCCGGCGCUCAGCAACUCCGGCCGCUACCUCCUCUCGGGCCUCGCCACGCCGCAGUCCAUGUCAGAUGGGAGCGUGGAGCAGCAGCAGGCGCAGAUGACGGAGGGCGCGGCGGUGGCGGACGAGGUGAUGGCGGCGCUGGAGCGCAACGGCGUCAGCUUCGUGGGGCUGCCGGGGAAGAAGGACGCCAAGAAGGAGGGCAGCGGCAGGGGCGGGAGGCUGCAGCUGCCGUCGACGGUGCGCAUCGACAUACCGGCGAGCAACCCGGGGCGGGCGGCGCUCAAGGUGUGGGAGGAGCUGGUGAACGUGCUGCGCAAGGACGGCGCCGACCCCGCCGCCGCCUUCGUCCACCGCAAGAAGGUGCAGCACGCCGAGAAGAACAUCCGCGACGCCUUCAUGGCGCUCUACCGCGGCCUCGAGCUGCUCAAGAAGUUCAGUUCUCUGAAUGUAAAGGCCUUCACCAAGAUUCUCAAGAAAUUCGUCAAGGUGUCGGAGCAACAGCGAGCGACGGAUUUGUUCUCGCAGAAGGUGAAGAUAUCGUCGUUCAGCACGUCCGACAAGGUGCUUCAGCUGUCUGACGAGGUGGAGUCGCUCUUCCUGAACCACUUUGCGGGGAACGACAGGAUGGUGGCGAUGAAGUACCUCAACCCGCAGCAGCCCAAGAACACACACAUGAUCACCUUCCUCGUAGGCUUGUUCACGGGCACAUUUGUGAGUCUGUUCAUCAUAUACGCCAUCUUGGCCCAUGUUUCCGGCAUUUUUGCCUCUGCGGGAAAUACGGCCUACAUGGAGGUAGUCUACCAUGUUUUCAGCAUGUUCGCACUCAUCAGCCUGCACUGCUUCCUCCACGGGUGCAACCUCUUCAUGUGGAAGAGCACCAGGAUCAACCAGAACUUCAUCUUCGACUUCGCGCCCAACACGGCCCUCACGCACCGGGACGCCUUUCUCAUGUCCGCCUCCAUCAUGUGCACCGUGGUCGCCGCGCUGGUCAUCAACCUCUUCCUCAGGAACGCCGGUGCUUCCUACGCCAACGCCGUGCCAGGGGGGCUCGUAGUGUUGUCGAUCGGACUUUUAUUCUGUCCGUUCAACGUGUUCUACAGCUCGACGCGCUACUGCUUCAUGCGCAUAAUGUGCAGCAUCAUAUUCUCGCCGUUCUACAAGGUUCUGAUGGCCGAUUUCUUCAUGGCUGAUCAGUUAACUAGCCAGAUCCCAUUGUUAAGACACGUGGAGUUUGCGGCGUGCUACUUCAUGGCAGGAAGCUUUAGGGCUAACCCAUAUGAGACUUGUACUACCAGCCAGCAGUACAAACACCUGGCCUAUGUCAUCUCUUUUCUCCCUUACUAUUGGAGAGCUAUGCAGUGUUUAAGAAGGUACAUAGAGGAACAUGACAUAAAUCAGCUCGCCAACGCCGGGAAGUACGUGUCCGCGAUGGUGGCGGCUGCCGUCAGGUUCAAGUACAAUGUCACACCGACGCCAUUCUGGAUGUGGAUGGUCCUCAUCUCGUCCUCAGGCGCCACCGUCUACCAGCUCUACUGGGACUUUGUCAAGGAUUGGGGCUUUUUCACUCCCAAAUCUAAGAACCUAUGGCUCCGGGAUGAUCUCAUCCUGAAGAACAAGUUCACUUACUACAUUUCUAUGAUGCUAAAUCUAGUGCUUCGGCUAGCAUGGACUGAAAGUGUGAUGAAGAUCCGUGUUAGCAAGAACGAGACUCGCCUACUGGAUUUCUCCCUUGCCUCCUUGGAAAUAAUCCGACGUGGGCACUGGAACUUCUACAGGCUGGAGAACGAACACUUGAACAAUGUUGGCAAGUUCAGAGCAGUGAAGACUGUCCCAUUACCAUUUCGUGAACUCGAAACGGAUUGAUGAUUAAGACGGAGAGAAGAGCGUAACAACGUGCUCCCGAUACCAACACGGACCGGCGAUCGCCCACAUCCUCCAAGACGCUCCGUGCAACUGCUGCCGGCACGGCUGCCAUUGCCCAGACCAGCUCCAGCGAGUGCUCCCUGGGCGAGUAGCUCGCUCGUGACACCCCACUCCCCAGGCAAACGCGGUGCAGCAGGGGACGCCGAGCUUGGGGGCACCGUCCGUGGCGUCCCAGCAGCAGGAGGUGCUAGACACUGAAGUCAGGAUAACUUUGCACACUGAUAACAGUAGAUUGCUAGGCACCAAUUAGUGCAAACCACUAAUAUGGGGAUCAAUUGGUAUACCACCCAAUGUGAUGGCAAUGGAUUGAAGUACGGUUAUAAUCAAAACAAAG
This is a messenger RNA of Triticum dicoccoides, 2794 nucleotides long. Its product is annotated as phosphate transporter PHO1-2-like. The record is from RefSeq and is a predicted model, not a curated record. Gene Ontology annotation, cellular component: membrane. Gene Ontology annotation, biological process: cellular response to phosphate starvation. The transcript is spliced from 15 exons. The coding region runs from base 1 to 2400 and encodes 799 amino acids. NCBI's taxonomy places the organism in Eukaryota, Viridiplantae, Streptophyta, Magnoliopsida, Poales, Poaceae.